AUGGAUGCAAGACAAAGAUCCACAGAAAUCAAAAAGAAACAAACCGAGAUCCUCGCCAGGCUCACCCAAGGCACUCUCCACAUCAGCCUCUAUAUCCGCUCCGACCCUCCUCUUCCAAACGAUUUUCACUGGGCCUUCUACCUUCACAAAGGCACCAACUCCAUUCCAGGAGGGAUAAAGUACCACGUACGAGGCAUCGGUGGCGGUUGGAUUCCCGGACACGAGGCCACGACAGGGAUCUUCGCCGAGAACUUCUUAUGUGUGACCAUCCAGAUCGCGACGAUUCCUCAAUCGGCACAUGAACGUGUGGGUGAGAUCAUGAAAAGCUACGACGAGUCUCUCAACUCAAUGCCAGGAAUCACUUGUCGCGUAUGGCUGCUCCAGGUGCUGCGUAAUCUUGUUGAGGAAGGCUUUGUGCAUUGUGAUGUCGAGGAGUUGGAGAGGGAUUGUUUAGAGCUUGGAAAUCAGCAUAGCAUAUCCGCUAGUGCUAAUGAACAGCCUCGUCCGGUUGUCGUAUCGCGGGUCUCACUUUGA
Penicillium paradoxum is the source of this 534-nucleotide messenger RNA. RefSeq lists its product as uncharacterized. Lineage: Eukaryota; Fungi; Ascomycota; Eurotiomycetes; Eurotiales; Aspergillaceae. The record is from RefSeq and is a predicted model, not a curated record. The coding region runs from base 1 to 534 and encodes 177 amino acids. The transcript has a single exon.